Molecule: messenger RNA, 815 nt
Organism: Eleginops maclovinus (Patagonian blennie)
Lineage: Eukaryota; Metazoa; Chordata; Actinopteri; Perciformes; Eleginopidae
Exons: 6
Coding region: 120-815 (231 amino acids)
Biological process (GO): protein desumoylation; proteolysis
Cellular component (GO): nucleus
Molecular function (GO): deSUMOylase activity
Source: RefSeq, a predicted model, not a curated record
CUCUGUGUCACAAGAGUGGAUGAUGAACACAACCAUCCUAUAUCUCAUCUGCUUUUUCACAAAUACCCAAAAAAUAGGCGCCCAAAUGCAGAAGAAAGAGCUGAAAUUGAAACGCUUGUAUGGUUGAAGCCAAGAGACCUCGUUGUGAUGACCUCCCUCCCAGACCCACACCCAAGGUGGAUGCUUUGCUUCCUUUCCUUGUGCCCACUGAAUCUACAGAGAUACCAUCACCUUCUGCUGGCUUUAGUGCUGGAGGAUUCACUCUAUACGAAGAUGACCUCAAGACCCUCCAACCAGGAGCAUGGCUCAAUAAUAACAUAAUACAUGCUUAUCUUGGAGUCCUGGCACAAGAAUCCACCAAGCAAGUGUAUGUUAUUCAGUGUGCCAUUGUGAAUUUUUGGAACAAGUCUGAGUACACCGUCUGGGAUUACAACAAGGUGCCGUUUGAGGAGUAUAACUGGAUUUUCCUGCCAGUGUGCACACAUGGUCCCGGGUUCCUUGUUGCUGCAAACGUGGAAUCGCGACAACAGGUCUUCAUCAUGGACUCUCUGCCAAGUCUUGCAAAAGAGCGGCAGUUCUUCUUGCACUGGAGAAACUUCAUGAAGGAGAGAAGUGCUUCAACAGGCGAGUGUCUGAAUGGAUGGACCCUACAGAAAGUCCCAGUUGCCAAACAGCAGGAUGGCUCGAGCUGCGGCCUUUUUAAUGCUGAAGCCCUGCUCAAAGAUGCAGAUCCUGCCAUGGUCCAGCAGGAGCAGAUGAAGAGCCUCAGGGGGUACAUCCAAAAUCGACUGAUUGGGGCACAAUUACAGAACUAA